UUCACUGGAUUCUAGAGACUACGUGUCUAAAGUAGUCUAUAUACUCUAGAUUUAUGAGGUUUAAGUGAAUAGAUUUUCAUUAUUUACCAAGCCUCUUCGAUUACUGUCAUCUUACUGUAAAACCAUGGAAAUUGAACCCCAAUGUGUUCUACUGACGCACUAUUUCGAAGAAAGUCUAGAAACAAUCAGCGCUUGUGGAAUACUCAUAGCACAAAAUUGGGUACUUACCAAUGGUUCACUUCUUAAAUCUUACUACCACGAGCCAGCUGGUCGUAUUAUGGGAGAUUAUCUCAUCAAAAAAAGCGGAAUUAAUCCGGGAAUCUUGGUAGUGCUGCCUGAAGCAACAGCUCAAGCAUUUAAAUUAAAAAUUUAUUAUUCGUCCAUCACGGAAAGCAUCCUGAAACAAGAAAUAGUUAAGGAGAAAAGUUGUUCGGUUAGAGUAGCUUGGCAGUGUCCACUGCUCAGCAGAACGUUCAGCCAAAUAUUCUCGCCAUGCAAAUGGAGCUUUGACACACCUUUUUAUGUAUCCAAUAAUCACGAUAAUUUCCUGCGAUCUAUAUUUUUACUACUUAGAGUAAACAAUGGUCUGAUGGUAUCAGAGGAGGAUACAAAUUUUAAGGAACAAGCCUGGAUUGUAUUAAGGGAAUUCCAUACCAAAUAUUUGGAACCCUGGGAUGUUGGAGGAGUUACUCGAGGUACUUCGGUGCAAAUGGAAUCGGUACCCUUUGGCAGCAUUGAGUUUCUAAACUCGCUGUCACGCGGCAUCGUCAGCAACGUACUUGGUGACCUCAAUUGCAUUAUCCUGAGCGACGCGAUCGCCGUACCCGGCUGUGAGGGCGCGCCUCUCUUCAUUUACGAUCCCAAAAAUGCCAGUCGACGGCAAAUCUGCGGCCUCGUACUGUCAACGUUGACCUGGCGUAACGGCGAGCGCAUGGAUUAUACUUUUGCCGCGAAUUUGCGGGUCUGUCUGAGGAAAGUCUUGAGAAUACCAGACAUGGGAGCUAACCAUUUUCCGAUAAAAAGUUUGCCACCGGAGACUGUGUUUUUGCAAGACUUGCUGGACAAAUGUCUCGUCGAGGUAAAAUGUAACCGUGACCGGGGCACGGGUGUGGUAGUCGAUGUUCCAGAAGGAAUAAUCAUCACGUGCGCUCACGUCGUGACCGAAGCGUGCCUCAACACCCCAAUCAAAGUGAGACUAUCAACAAUGAAAGAAGACGAGGGGGUGCUCGUGCGGCUGGUUUAUACGACUCGAUAUGACAAGCCAUACGAUGUGGCUGUGCUCAAACUUGAGCAGAAAAUCGAGAACCUCAGAGCUCUGCCGAUCGCCUCGAAUGUUCCUGCAAAAGGUACGCAGGUAAUGACAUCUGGCUUUUCGCUGACGCAAUUUCCACCCUGCUCAAGUGACGGUAUAAUUUCACGAGUGACAAGCUGUAUAUUACAGACUACCUGCACCGUUCAGUGUGGUGACAGUGGUGGUCCUAUAAUAGAGCCCAACACCGGCCAGAUGUUAGGACUCAUCGUUUCAAACAUAGCUCAGUCUACAACUGGGAGUGAUACUGAAAUCCUGUAUCCGAGAUUCAACAUGUCCGUGCCAGCUACUGUUCUCAAAGGACCACUAACGAAGUACAUUAACACUCAAGUUAAAGAAUACCUCCAUGAUUUAACCAGCAAUGAUCCUGCAGUUCUGCAGGCGUGGAGCUUGUACCCUAUGCAAAGGUCGAAAAUGUAA
Molecule: messenger RNA, 1729 nt
Organism: Copidosoma floridanum
Lineage: Eukaryota; Metazoa; Arthropoda; Insecta; Hymenoptera; Encyrtidae
Product: peroxisomal leader peptide-processing protease
Biological process (GO): protein processing; regulation of fatty acid beta-oxidation
Cellular component (GO): peroxisome
Molecular function (GO): serine-type endopeptidase activity
Source: RefSeq, a predicted model, not a curated record